UAACUAUACAACGUUUGCUUAUUUUAUAAGCUUUGAUAUUUAAUCUAUAUCAUUUCUGUGGCAGAAAUAUUUUCAGUUUCAAGAAAUACACCUCUUUUAGGUGGACUAGUCCAUUGUACAUUCAAAUCCAAGAUGGCUCUAAAGGCGGUGGUGGGCGACCGUAUUAUGAACGAUGUGAUCAAACCCCUAAGGAAGAAAGGGGAGUGGAAGGUGCUGGUUGUGGAUAAGUUGUCCAUGCGGAUGGUUUCAGCAUGCUGCAGCAUGACGGACAUCACCUCCGAGGGCAUCACCAUCGUGGAGGACAUCACGAAGAGACGGGAGCCCCUGAUGACCAUGGACGCCAUUUAUCUCAUCACGCCCGUGGAGAAGUCCGUGAACUUGCUGAUGAGGGAUUUCGGCACAGCCCAUAACACCAUGUACCGGGCAGCGCAUGUCUACUUCACUGAAGCCUGUCCUGAAAAGUUGUUUGAGCAAAUCGCGAAGCAUCCCAUUGCCAAAUUCCUCAAGAACCUGAAAGAAAUCAACAUGGCGUUCCGGCCGUACGAACAGCAGGGGCCGGAGAAGGCUCGCUCCCAGUUGCUGAUCCUGGACCGCGGAUUUGACCCCGUCUCACCCCUCCUGCACGAGCUGACCUACCAGGCCAUGUGCUACGACCUGGUCCCCAUCGACAAUGAUGUUUACAGAUUUGAGGCAAAGGGUGGUCCCCAGGGUGAGAUGGUGGAGAAGGACGCCCUCCUGGAUGAAAACGAUGACCUUUGGGUCGAGUUCCGCCAUCAGCACAUCGCUGUCGUGUCCUCACAAGUGACAAAGAAGCUGAAGGACUUUGCUCUGGAGAAGCGCGUGAAGGGUGGAGAUAAGACCACCAUGAAAGACCUGUCCCAGAUGCUGAAGCGCAUGCCACAGUACCAGAAGGAACUCAGAAAUUACUCCCUGCACCUGGCCCUGGCAGAGGACUGCAUGAAGAGUUACUCUGGCAACGUGGAGAAGCUUUGCAGGGUGGAACAGGACCUGGCGAUGGGCACGGAUGCAGAGGGAGAGAAGAUCCGUGACCACAUGCGGAACAUCGUCCCCAUCCUGCUGGACCAGAACAUCUCCACUUACGACAAGAUCCGAGUCAUCCUCCUCUACAUCAUCGGCAAAAAUGGUAUUUCAGAGGAGAACUUCAACAAGCUGAUCCAGCAUGCCCAGAUCCCCGAGGAGGAAAAGCACAUCAUCAUCAACAUGCAGUAUAUGGGCCUGUCUAUUCUGCAGGAUUUCACGUCCUUCAUGAACAAGGGUUUGCUGGGGAAGGCUAAGUUCGCGGGCGGUCCCGAGGGGUGGAACCCCAUAACACCCUACAUUCUACCCGGACUGCGCAUGAUGACUGGCCGACGUAAGGGCAAGGUUGAGCGUAAGGACCGCAUCACGCAGCAGACGUACCAGCUCUCACGCUGGACACCUGUCAUCAAGGAUAUCAUGGAGGAUGCAAUUGAUGAUAAGCUGGACCAGAAGUACUUCCCCUUCCUGACUGGCAGGUCCACCACAGCCGGCUUCGCUUCCUCCGGCGCCAGAAGCGCACGUUACGGGCACUGGCACAAGGACAAGGGCCCCGCGGACCGCUCCGUCCCGCGCCUCAUCAUCUUCAUCAUGGGCGGGGUCACGUACUCCGAGAUGCGCUGUGCGUACGAGGUUACCAAGGAAACCGGACAGAAGUGGGACGUCAUCAUUGGUUCCACCCACCUCCUGACCCCGGAAGGCUUCCUGAACGACCUUGCUGACCUUGUCCCCCAAGAUGGCCCCGAAGAUGGAAAAAAUUCAUUCAGAAUGGACUAGCCAAUCACCGACGAGAAUUGACUAACCAAUCAGAGCUCAGCUUGUAUCCACUAACAUGGGGUGGCCAAUCAAACGCUUGCUUGCAUAUGCUGAUAACCAAUCAAUAGUACCGACUGUCUGAAUGACAACCAAUCAGAGGGAAGGUGAUAUGUUCGUCUGGUUUAGGGUCACAGUUGAUGGACAGUUUAGACGGCUUUGACUUGAAUUAUCCAAGAUGAAAAUAAUUAUAAUCGCAGCAGAAAACAGUAGAAAGUAGGAAGAAAAACUGAAAAAAGAAAACCAAUUAAUACACAGUUGCUAUGUUCUAUGCAUGCUUAUAUGUGAUCUAACUUAGACAUAUUAGUACAAGUUACAAUAGAGCACAUUUGUGGAGUACUAAAAAGUAUAUACUGAAUAGAAUAGCUAUACUCAUUGAUUUGAACUGAUUUCAAUUGAUCAUAUUGUAUUUAUUUAUUUGUACAGUUGUGAUCGUGAUCAUUAAUGAUAACAUGACGUAUAAAACAGAGAUGAAAAAAGCUAACUUUAACCAAUCGAUGUAGCAGAAGUGAAGACAAUGUUGAUAAUAACUAGACAGUAAGAAUAUAAAUAGACUUGAAAUGUUAGUCUCUUGGGCAGCACCAGAUAGUUUCCUUGGUUCCCAGGUGUUAGUUAAAAGGACUGUAGAAGAGAGAAUGAGCUUUUUGUCCUCUCCGUUGUUUAAGAGAAGACUCCUUCAUACCCUGGGAACCAAGGACCUAUCCCAUAUAUUGUGAAGUUGUUCAGUUUGUGUUGAAGUGUGUGUUAAAGUGUUGUGAGGGUGUUAACAUAUCAUGAUAACGGAUGGGUGCUGCAAGAGUCUGUCUAGCCCCCCUCCCCCCUCAUUUUUACCUUGGAGAGCUCAGAUAAGGCAAAAUUAAGGAAACUUCAUCAUACCCAUAUAUAGUAUGUCAUGUCCAUGUAUGGUUAUAAUGACCAUAUAUGGCACCACAUCGAUUUAUGGUCUUGUCCAUAUAUGGUCAUGAUGCCCAUUUGUGGUACUGGGCAUCCAUAUAUGGUACCACAUGACCAUAUAUGGUACCACAUGUCCAUAUUUGGUAAAACAGAUCUUUUUUUUUUCUUGAAUUGUAGCUGAAGCUGUACAUUCCAGAUUUCUGAUUUUUUUCUCCCUGUCCUUCAAUUUAUGACAAAAUCUGAAUAAAAAAUGUCAUCAUCUAAAUACUGCAAACUGAAA
This is a messenger RNA of Branchiostoma floridae (Florida lancelet), 3022 nucleotides long. Its product is annotated as syntaxin-binding protein 1-like. The record is from RefSeq and is a predicted model, not a curated record. Gene Ontology annotation, biological process: neurotransmitter secretion; vesicle-mediated transport; intracellular protein transport. Gene Ontology annotation, cellular component: plasma membrane; secretory granule. Gene Ontology annotation, molecular function: syntaxin binding. NCBI's taxonomy places the organism in Eukaryota, Metazoa, Chordata, Leptocardii, Amphioxiformes, Branchiostomatidae.